UAUAUAAGGGCAACAGCUGGUCUUGUGCACCAGAGAGCCGCUGCAGCUUCACACACUCCGAGCAGAAGCAGAGGCAGAUGAAGAAGUGGAGGAGGCGGAAGAAUGUGAGGACGUAUGGCUCUUUCCUGCGCGUUUGAAUCAUUUUUUGUAGGAGCAAUAAUGUGCUUAAGAGGAGCUAAUAGGGCGCAAGGACGUUUCGGGACGCGUUUUGGACGCUGCUGAACUUCUGCUUUGCACUACUUUUCAGGGUAAAGAGACAGAAGAUUAUUUUGAACACUGGAAUGUGCCUGACUCGUGCUGCUAUUGUGGUGCUGAAGGGACAGCGACGUCAACUGGCUCGCUUCAAGGAGCUGACCGGUUCUGAAGGACCUGACACAGGAGAGGAAUUUUAACAGUAACAGAAACUGGGACCUUUUCUUUUUCAAAUUUUUUUUAAACAUAUUUAACACUUUUGGAAUGCCCAUAACUCAGUUUUCCGGGAGAAGAAACUUUUUAAACAAAUUUUCAUAAAGUGUGAAUUGGUAGGCGUGCGUGUGUGUGUGCGUGCGUGUGUGUCUGCCAUCAUGCCUCGCUCUUUCUUGGUUAAGAAAGUCAAGCUGGAUGACAUUUCAGCCGCCGACCUGGAGAGCUCCUACUGUCACGGUCGACGUGGGGAAUUGAGCCUGCGAUUCCAUCAUCAUAAAGGUUACCAGCGGGAUUAUCUGAGUCCGUCCCCGUAUGACGACCCGGUGCGCAGCGACAGGCCCGCCAUCUCCAAAGCUCCAAAUUCCCCACCCCGCCCGUCCAUCAUCUACAGCCGCAUUGACGGCGGCUACGUGGGCGGCCUCCACGGCGACAUCAACGGAGACUCGGACCAGCCGGACAGCCCCCGCUCGGAGGUGUCGUCGGCGGCCAGCGGCUACAUCAAUGGGGAAACGGCCAUCGGCGAGGCCUACUCCGUGGACGCCUUCUUCAUCGUGGACGGCCGUUCGAGACGGAAGGCGGCCGGGACGGCGGACGCAGACGGCGCGGGCAGGCCUGGAGCCCAGAGGCACUCGUGCGGCGAGUGCGGCAAGACAUACGCGACGUCUUCCAACUUAAGUCGCCACAAGCAGACGCACCGUAGCAUGGACAGCAAGAUGGCCAAGAAGUGCCCGACGUGCGGCAAGGUGUACGUGUCCAUGCCCGCCAUGGCCAUGCACCUGCUGACGCACGACCUCAAGCACAAGUGCGACGUGUGCGGCAAGGCCUUCAGCCGCCCGUGGCUGCUGCAGGGUCACAUGCGCUCACACACGGGCGAGAAGCCCUUCGGCUGCGCGCACUGCGGCAAGGCCUUCGCCGACCGCUCCAACCUGCGCGCGCACAUGCAGACGCACUCGGCGUUCAAGCACUACAAGUGCAAGCGCUGCGACAAGACCUUUGCGCUCAAGAGCUACCUGAACAAGCACUAUGAGUCGGCGUGCUUCAAGGGGGCCUUCUCGCCCAUUGGGUCGAUCGGAGAGUGACCCCCGAACGUUUUCGCCACCCAGAUGCUUCCAGGCGUGAACUCGUCUUCCAUCCAUGCUCGGUCCCACUUGACACUGGUUUCUGCGAGGGCUCAGAUUGCGCCCUGUAUGGUUCGGUCAGGAGGUUACCGUAAGGCGGGGGUGGGCCAGACGUUUGGGCUUCGGUGGGGACUUACCUGACCUAAUUCACCUCUUAAUACCACCACUAUCACAUUGCAGUUAGAAAAUCCAUCACUAUAUUUGACAAAAACACAAUACAACAGCAAGCCACUCUGCCACAGAGAUCAUGUGGAGUAGUUCAGAAUCAAUAUUUAUCCAAUAACAUGGGAAAAAAAAGGAAAGAAUACAUUAUAAUCAGCUGAGAGGGUGACUAUUAAAUAAAGUGUGCAGAUGGCCUCAGAUGUCAAUCAAGUCAAACUUGGCUUGUUCUGAAGUCAUCGAGAGACAGCGCUCUAACCUUGUGGUUACGAAUUUGAAAUACGAUUGCUUCAAGAAACAGUCCCAUUGCCAAUGUACUUUAAGGAGCAUCAACCAGCACGACUGAUUCUGAAGGCUGUCAAGCAGAUGAAAUUGACAUCGCAACACAGAAAGUGAAAUCUGAUUGGACAAGCAAUAAACAGUGCAGACCAUGUGAUAAAGCGAAUAGACUUUUGAGAAUAAAUGAAAAUAAUUUCUUGGAACAAAUAUUAGAAUAUAGGUUUCAAAUUUAGGACAGUGCUUCUGAUAGGAUUUAGGCCAUGCUGACAUUAACCCUCCACCAUUGUAUUGUUCGACAAAAUAUAUCUGGUACCUUGCGUGGUAGAAAUAAACACUGGAAAUAAUCCACAAAGUUGGAAAAAAAAAAUACACUUGGUCACGCACGGCUACAUGAUUUUAUAAUCAGUGCCAGGCAUUCAUGACACAUCUUGACCAACAGAAAUCAAUAUAAUGACUAGAAAUAGCACACGGAGUUAAAAAAUAAAAAAAUCUAUGGCACGCCUUCAGGCACAGGUACGUGCAAAAGGUACAUGCCAUUGCUCCUCUCGACAGCCAGUCAAGCAUGAUAAUCGGUCACCGUGCACAAGAAACACAACAACUCCAAAUAAUCCACCAAGUCUUCUCAGUCCCACUCGGUCAAAUGUGCAGUGUACAUUGAUGAUAACCGUCAGCAUGCUCAAUAGAAGUAAACAGAAUCAGGACUCGAAAUAAUCCACACGGUAAAAAAUAAUAAUAAUAACAAUAAUUAAAUUGGCACCUCACACUCCAUGCGCAAUGUACAAGUCAUAAGAUUAUGACAAUUGCCAGAACACACAAUAGAAAUAAACAAUAGCACUACAAAUAAUCCACAAAGUUAAAAAAAAAAAAAAAAAAAAAAGACUAAACCGCAACACUAACACCCAUCUUGAACAAUAGUAACAACAAAACAACUGGAUCAUCCGCCCAGUCAAAAAUAGCCCACUGAGAAGCUGCAAAGGCAGAUAAACAUAGCACGGCACAUCAAGCUCAUCAUAACCCAUUAGCGUAAUAGCACAAGCAAGCACAACAGUAUCGCAAGCGAGUCCGUCUGUCUUCUUGUUGGAUCCAAGCAUAAGCAAGCAAAGCGGACAGGUAACAAAAAACAAAAACAAAACAAACGAAAAAAAAAAACACCAGGGUAUUUAUUUAUUUAUUUAUUGGCUGUUUCAAGGAGAUGUUGCCAAAUUGUGGCUUGAGACCCAAAAUGGGCCCAUUUUUUUCAUUAAUUUGAAAAUUCACCUCAUCUGUUGGUUUUUAACAUUGGUUUCUACCCAGUACAUGGUAAUACUACGGCAAUACGUUCAAUAUUGAACUGAUUAAAAGAUUGUCUUCGGUGCCAAUGUUAGUGGAGACGUUCAAAAUGUCAAGGGCUAACAUUCAAGGGAACUGGUGUGUUAAAAAAAA
Messenger RNA from Hippocampus comes (tiger tail seahorse), 3383 nucleotides. Its product is annotated as transcriptional repressor scratch 1-like. NCBI's taxonomy places the organism in Eukaryota, Metazoa, Chordata, Actinopteri, Syngnathiformes, Syngnathidae. The record is from RefSeq and is a predicted model, not a curated record. Gene Ontology annotation, molecular function: DNA-binding transcription factor activity, RNA polymerase II-specific; RNA polymerase II cis-regulatory region sequence-specific DNA binding. Gene Ontology annotation, biological process: regulation of DNA-templated transcription. The transcript is spliced from 2 exons. The coding region runs from base 564 to 1484 and encodes 306 amino acids.